AUGCAGCUCACCUUCGAUGGUGUAGCUUGUGUUGGGGUAAUAUUAAGUGCGAUUGUUUGGGCUUACCUUCGUAAAUCAGAUAAUCGCCUUCCUCUCCCACCUUCUCCUCCCACAUGGAGACUUCGGGGACACCUCCUGCCCCCUCGCCUCCCAUGCCUUACUGUAGCGCGGUGGAUCGACGAGUAUGGCCCUCUGAUCACUAUUCGCUCAGGAAUGCAGAACAUCGUGAUUAUCGGCCGCCACAAAGCUGCAGUGGACAUAAUGGAGAAGCAGGGCAGAGUACUAGCUGAUCGACCUCGCCUCGUUUCUGCUGGAGAAAUUCUUACACGCGGAUUAACCAUCGGUUUCUCACACGUUGGAGACAGGCUUCGUCGUAUGCGUAGAGCACUUCAUACGCAUCUCCAGCCCAAAUCAGCCGAAACAUAUCAGCCCCUGCAAAUGUCACAAGCGAAAAACAUGAUCCUCAACAUUCUUGACGAUCCACACAACUUUCAGAGCCAUGCAAUAACUUAUGCUGCAGCGACAACCUUGAAAAUUGCAUAUGGGAAGACCACACCGACGUCGGCAACUGAUCCCGAAGUCAGAGAGGUUCGUCAUCUCAUCUCGCGCUUUCGUACACUCCUGCGCCCCGGUGCCUACUGGGUGGACACGAUACCGUGGCUCAAAUACCUUCCUUGGUAUGCACCAGAACUAAGAGACGAUUAUAAGAGGGCCACGAGACUCUAUACAGACCAGCUGAAUCGUGUGAAACUGCAUAUGCAAAUCAAUGAGGAUAGCGGCCCUUCGUUUUCAAAACACGUUCUAGAAAAUGCACAACUCUAUGGUUUGACAGAGAUAGAGAUGGCUUAUCUUGCUGGCGGCUUCUUUGGAGCAGGGACCGAAACAACCGCUACGACGAUAUGCAUGGUGCUAAUGGCGGCUGCACGCUUCCCUGAAGAGCAAGCUAAAGUACAGGCCGAGCUUGAUGCAGUCAUCGGAAGGGAGCGAGCACCGACCUUCGCCGAUAGACUAUCCCUUCCUCGUCUGGAAGCCUUCAUCUCUGAGGCUCUGAGAUGGAGACCUGUGGGUCCUAAUGGUGGGUCUCUGAAUAGAUUUCCUCACCGAACUACUGAAGAUGUAAUUUGGGAAAACUAUUGCAUUCCCGCUGGAACCACAGUAACCAGCAACCUCUGGGCCAUCUCUCGAGAUCCAGAAGUUUAUCCCGAGCCUGAUGCGUUCAAGCCCCAGCGCUGGAUUGAUGACCAAGGUCAUUUGAGAGACGAUCUCACAUUCUUUACAUUUGGGUUUGGUCGGCGUGUAUGCCCAGGUCAACACGUUGCGAGCAGAUCGGUGUUCAUAAAUUCGCUUCUUAUUCUUUGGGCUUUCCAGCUCAAUCUGGAUCCUACGAAGCCGCAGGAUGAUAUGGCGUUCAGUGAAACCUUUAUGCCAAAUGUUCCAUGCGCUAUUGAAUUCCAAACGAGGGUACCAGAAGUUGAGCUUAGGCGUAUGAUGCAGGAUUAUCCCAAGGCUGAGUGA
Messenger RNA from Suillus bovinus, 1515 nucleotides. RefSeq names its product cytochrome P450. The record is from RefSeq and is a predicted model, not a curated record. Gene Ontology annotation, molecular function: heme binding; iron ion binding; oxidoreductase activity, acting on paired donors, with incorporation or reduction of molecular oxygen. Lineage: Eukaryota; Fungi; Basidiomycota; Agaricomycetes; Boletales; Suillaceae. The transcript is spliced from 13 exons. The coding region runs from base 1 to 1515 and encodes 504 amino acids.